Molecule: messenger RNA, 2623 nt
Organism: Entelurus aequoreus (snake pipefish)
Lineage: Eukaryota; Metazoa; Chordata; Actinopteri; Syngnathiformes; Syngnathidae
Gene: rbm44
Product: RNA binding motif protein 44
Exons: 19
Coding region: 145-2262 (705 amino acids)
Source: RefSeq, a predicted model, not a curated record
GAUACUUGGAUAGCUUUUCCAUCGCCGCUAAUUAAGGACAGGUGGUCGGAAAUGGAAGAAUAAAGGUGUCCGACUUACUUCAGACGCAAGGCUGUCCAGUGUGUCCACAAGUUAAAAUAAUACCGUCAGCGAGACUCUACAUUUAUGGCUUUCUACGCGCCGUGUUGGUUGAGUACCCUGCCCUCCUGGUCGACUCCCACAAGGCCCUUGGAUCAGUCGCGCUUGCUGCCAUAUUACCACACACAGCUCAUGUCCCCACAGUUGCCAGGAGAAAAUGGGUUGACCGGGUGCUCUUCAUUUUCAGAACCGACCAUAAAGUUCUUUUUGCAAAGGUCCCUGUACGACUUUGUGGCAGCUCAUCCCAAUAUUUCAUUGAUUGACGAAAGGCUCGCUGACUGGUACUUGAGUUUGUCCUCCAACUGCAAACAAGCCAUACAAGAUGAAGGAGGCUUUCACCAGUUCCUGUGGAGACACCCUGCCUUAGAGGUUCUGCAGCAUCAUGUUUGUUUGAAGAUAAGCAACAUUGCAGACGACAGAGAGGGAGGCAGACAGGCUGCCAAGCCAAACGUCACGCACAACCAGCUAACGUAUGGAAGGCCUGGAGAAAGAGAGACGUUUGUUGUUCUAUUUAUUCAAGUGUUAAGGGAGAAUCCCAAGCUCCAGCAGCCACAUCAAGACAGCACAUUCCCCUCGCGAGACUGCUUCCAAGUAGCAAGACCUUCUUGCCCCGGGCAGUUCAAUCCCUGUGUAGAGACGCCUGCUUGGGAUCCUGUGGGACCCCUGGCCAGGUUACGUCUGGACUUGGAGCAGAUGGAUAGAGACCAUCAAAGGGCUCAUCAAUGUAGCCAGAAGUCGGCGACAGAUGACAGGGCUGAAUGGCCGCUAGUGGGAAUCCAGCUCCAGACCGAGAUCUACAAAUUGACAGGAGAUGAAGUCAAGUACACUGAGGGUCUAUCGCCACAACCUGAGCAGGACCACACCCUGAUGUCCGUUAAGGGUAGCAAAGAGCCGUCAGCUGCUGGAGAGAAUGCCUUGGAAGUCCCGGACGUGAACGAUGACUCUGCUGUCCCAAGCAUCGAAAAACAAGGCGGUAUCAUGAAGGACGAUGACGCCAUCAUAUGUGUGUUUAAAGAUCAGAAGACCCAAACCAGUGAGGCUAGCUCAGGUCCACUUGAAGCACCUGUAGCCCCCUCCGCUGUAGCCUCCUGCGGUAUCAUGGUUGGCCCUCCACUCUCCGACCGUUCAUCAGCCUUCACCCAAACUGAAGGUCAGGCUACGACCGACAAGAACGUAAUCACCGAGGUGCACAUGUCUGACCUGGACUAUAUCGUUCAGCAAUUUAGCCAACUACAGGCGGCCCAGGAAGUAAGACAGCAAACCAAUAAGAGUCAGGAUUACCGACCGCGCGAACAGUGCAACUGUGUCCAACGCGCUCGCAGGGCGGAGCUGAGUGUGCUGGCCCUGCAAUAUCACAUGUGCCGAAUGCAAUGCUGGGCUCUCCGAUUGCAGGAAAACACCAAUCAAAUGGACACUGAGCUUCCUGCCAGCAUUGUGGCUACUUUGCAAAAACUGGAUUGUGACUACAAUCAGAUGCGAGAGAAGAUCCUGGCAGGCGUUCAUCUGGAGCGUCUCAAGCCUUUGUCUGCUGGCUGUGACAUGACGACUUGCAUCCCCAUUGACCACGUCUCGGAGGCUGUGUCACAAUGGAGCUCCGAGGUUACGCAGAAAGCGAAAAGACCAGACGAAGACAGCUGCAGAAAGGGUGCUCCAAGAAAGACCAGUGUGGUCCACCAGAUCCAAAAGGUCUGUGCCAAGUCAAGGAGCCCCGUCACAAUUGUCUCCAAGGACAACGGCGAGGCGUGGUAUGACGCCGAGGAAGACCUCCAUCCAUCCUCGGCACCUGAGCUGUCAAAAGAUCCAGGAUUGGUCAAGGAAGGCAUGAGGGCUUCUGAAGUGGGUGAUUUUAACCUGACACAGGUGACCACUCGGCCUUCUGUCCAGACAAGCUCGAUGGUCAGCAGCACACCCACCCCAGGUGGAAUCUUUGUGCCCCAGCGCUACGGGACCAUGUACGCCUUCGACACCCUGAUGGCAGAACUGACCCGCUUCCACCCAGACGUGGGGAGGCAGAGGAUUGCGGGGGCUCUGGGGGAGCUGUGGGACACGUACCAGGUUGCCCUCUGUCCCCUGCCCCUCAACAUCAUCAGACAGAUGGCCUCCGACCUCCUGAGCAGGCCUACUGGAGGAAAGAUGCACUCUUAAUGUUGGCAGUAAGGAAGAGCAGUAUGUUUUUUUAUUUGUGGCAGCAGCUGUUUUUGGUUGUAGUUUGUUCCCCUGCAAUUAGAAUGACAAAUGACAAUGAGGCAGGUGUUUGUCUUAUUCAGUAAGGUUGGCCUUGUUUUCCACCGUUUCAUGAGUAAGAGCAGUAUGUUAGCUUAUUUGUGGAGGCAACUGUUUUUGUUUGUAGUUCGUUCUCCUGCAAUUAAAAUGACAAUGAGGCAGGUCAGUCAAUGUUGCAGUAAGGGUUGCCUUGUUUUACACCGUUUAAUGAGGAAGUUAUUUUGUUCAUGCAACUGUUUUUGUUUUGGUUGUAGUUUGUUCUCCUGCAAUUAAAAUGACAAUG